Molecule: messenger RNA, 2390 nt
Organism: Pseudomyrmex gracilis
Lineage: Eukaryota; Metazoa; Arthropoda; Insecta; Hymenoptera; Formicidae
Gene: Sse
Product: separin
Exons: 9
Coding region: 369-2243 (624 amino acids)
Biological process (GO): proteolysis; meiotic chromosome separation
Cellular component (GO): centrosome; mitotic spindle; nucleus
Molecular function (GO): cysteine-type endopeptidase activity
Source: RefSeq, a predicted model, not a curated record
AGAAGGCCCUUAAAAGUAACUGUCAGUUUUUAAUUUGAGAUCCGCAUGUGUACGCGUUCUUUACAGAUAUAUUGUAUUCAAUAAUUUAGUUUUUUAUUGAUGAUAAUUGCAAUUAUACACACAAGAACUAAGAAUUUAGUGUUAAAGUGUUAUUAAAAAAGGAAUAUAGAAAACCUUGAUUAUAGGUUUAUAUUGGUUUUCUAAUUAUUUAUAGGAAGUCAGAUGCUAUCUUUUAAAUAUGUACUCGUAAAACUACAAUAAUAAAACAAUAUCAAAUAAUAAUAAAGAAAUAAUAAUAUCAAAUAAUAAUAAUAAAGAGAAAUUAAACGUAACGGUUUGCUUGCAAAGCUUUUGAAAGUGAGUAAGUCAUGGCUGAAGUAGAUGAAAUCAUGAGAAUCUUGUACAAAUGUCAUGCCGAAGACGAGUUUGAGGAUAAAUCGACAGACUCAAGUAACUCGCAAAGAUUGAGAAAAUCACGAAGAAGAGUUGAAAAGACAAAUUUGGAAGAGUUUAAAAGUAACGUGGAGAAAUUACUUUCGGACACAUGCUGCUAUUAUACAGGAAGUGUUGAAUAUUCUAGUUUGAAUAAAACGUUAGCAGUCUGUAAUUUAGAGCUUGGUAAUGAGCUUGUAGCUAUUCAUCAUUUAAUUGAAUCUCAUGCAGUAAUAUUUCGGCAACAUGUCAUGCACAGAUAUCAAAAGACUCAACUGCGUGAAAUAUACAGAGAAGAAUCUCAGACAUAUGGACUGAAACCAACACACAUGAAGUUUGAUACCAAAUUUGUAGAUAAUGCUGAAUCUUUAAAAUCAAAACUUAAAGAGUUACCAAAAGAAUGGUAUAUGAUUCAGAUCACUGCUCAAUAUGAAUCUCCAAGUGUGUUAAAAUAUGGAAAAUUUACAUCUAGUGAAAUGCAUGCUAUACAUAUUACUGUACUUCCAACAGGAGCAUCGAACAUGGAACCUUUAUGCAUAACCCUUCCAAAACCUAUGACACAAGUUUCUUAUGACGUUUGCAAAGAAGUUCAUAAAUUAUUAGGCAACUACAAAUCUGAGCUACAGGCUACUUAUGCAAGUUAUGAGGAAUAUUGGAAAAUGCGUAAAAAUCAGAAUAACAAAAUGAAGGCAGCUAUAGAAGCAUUAGAGAAAAUAUGGUUGAGAGAAUGGAGAGUUUUAUUUAUGGCAGAUCCUAUUGAAGAUGUGGACAUUGUAAAAGAGAUUCACAACAUGAUUGAUAAAUUAAUAUUAGAUUUCAAGCCCUCCGUUAAAAUAUCACAGCGAUGUAGAUGGCUCUUAAAGAAAGUGUCCGUAGGCGCGUGUUUUCUCACUCGCGAAGAGAUAGCACGUGCCGUCAAGUUUCUAAUUCCCAACAAUAAAAAACUUGCGAGUAAUAUUAUUUUAUCAAUUUACGGAAAAUUGUCGUGUAUGAAAGAAUUAGAAAAUAUAAAACGGAAGACAUUAGUUCUAAUUAUUGAGGAAAACUUGGAUUAUUUGGCGUUCGAAGCUAUGGAGAUUAUUAAGUGCCAUCCUACCACUCGUUUCUCUUGUCUGCAUGUAGUGUAUGCGUUAUUUAAAGAGCACGAAGAUACUAUAGUAGACGGUUGUAAAAUAAUCAAAGCCAAAGACGACAUGGGUAUCUGCGUAGUGAAUCCCUCGGGUGGUUUGAAUAAAAUGGAACAACGACUAAAACUCUUCAUGAAUUUCUGGUUACCAAAAUGGAAAAGCAGUUACAACAAGGAACCUGACGAGAAAAUGUUUGAAGAUGCGCUAGUAAAUCAUGACAUUUUAAUGUAUAGCGGUCAUGGAAGUGGAAUACAAUAUGUAUCCGGAGAAGACAUCGAAAAGAUGAGAGUGAGAUCUACCGUUUUGUUAUUCGGAUGUAACAGCGUGAAAUUGCUUGUAAUAGGCGGAAGAUAUCCACCUUAUGGUGUUUCAAAUCAGUAUUUAAUAGCAUGCAGUCCCUGUCUACUGGGUAUGUUGUGGGAAGUAACGGACGCUGAUAUUGAUAAAAUGACCGCAAACUUUAUAAGCAGUUGGAUUCCGUCGUCGUCUGAGAAAUCGUGGGCCGAAGUGGAUCUGAACAGUUGGCUCAGUGGUACUUUAAAAUUAACAGAAAAUACAAAAAAGGAAGAAAUAAAAUUGGAUUCAGAAAUGUUAAGAGCGGUGGCUAAUGCAAAGCAGACGUGUUCGCAAUACAUGACGGCAGCUGCGAUAGUAGUACGAGGUUUACCAAUAAAAAUAACUUAAGUUCUUUCCGUUCUGUCUCGUGUGAAUUAUUAUAUUUGUGAAAUGUUUAUUUUUUUUAUGAAUGUGUACGAAGCACUUGUGUUUAAAAGUAAGUAAAACUACGAGAAUUGAUUUAUAAAGUUUUAUAAAAUAUUUUUGUACGAAAAU